Diaporthe batatas is the source of this 2078-nucleotide messenger RNA. RefSeq lists its product as uncharacterized. The record is from RefSeq and is a predicted model, not a curated record. The transcript has a single exon. Lineage: Eukaryota; Fungi; Ascomycota; Sordariomycetes; Diaporthales; Diaporthaceae. Bases 690 to 1952 code for a protein of 420 amino acids.
GUGCCCUAGUCCUGCCGUCCUGCCGUCCCCACCCCGCCGAUCAUCUCUUGAGCCUCUCAGCCUCUUUGGCACUUCUGCCAUUCUGCCAUUCUGCCAUGUCAGCAUGUCUUGUUUCGUUUCGAAUGCCAUUGUCCACCUCCACCCCCUGCCUUCUUUGACUUCCCGCCCCGGACGGCAGCGACCCACCCUGGCCGAUUCGCUGUGGUUGAAUCUUCAAUACUGGGUCAGCCAUGCACACGUCUGCUCAAGUCUAUCAGACGAACAGAACACAAACAACCAGACCGGUCCUUUGUUACCCAACAAAGCCCCCACAAUGCUGACAAUGCCCACUGCCUCGCGGCCUCGCGCCAUGCGCCAUGCGCCAAUGCGAGGCCGCCUUGCCGUGAAGCCAUCCCUCACUUAUAUCAAGUCGCUCACCUCGCCCCCUUUGGCCUUCCCAUCUCAUGAUUCUGGCACCAUCAAGCAUCACAAACUCUUUCUAUUCAUUCUUCCUUUUUUUUUUUUUUUUGCCUUAUUCUCUUGCUCUCUAUCACCAGACACUCCCUCGAAAAAAUACGCAAAAAGCCUGGAGCUUUUGUUUGUUUUCCUGACCUCGACUACGGCUGCCAUCUUUCCAGUCCCACGGUCCAACUCACUUCAACCGUCACUUUUCGCCCUUCAGAGAUACCCAACACUUUGUCACACGCAUCAUGAUGCUGUCUGCUUCCAACGUCGCCGCUGUGCUGGCGCUCUCCGGUGCUACCUCAGCCCACAUGAUCAUGGCCAACCCAAAGCCAUACGGAAACCCUGACAACUCCCCCCUCACCGCCAGCAACUACCCUUGCAAGCUCAGUGGAGAUCCCGCAACCUUCUACUCGACCAAUGGCCUGUCCAACACCGCCACUGCCGGCGAGUCGGUCAAGAUGUCCUUCUCUGGCUCUGCUGUCCACGGCGGCGGCUCCUGCCAGGUCGCCCUGACCACCGACAUGCAGCCCUCUGCCUCGACCCGGUGGUCUGUCAUCCUCUCCAUCGAGGGUGGCUGCCCUUCCAAGGACGGCUCCAGCCCUAGUGAAUACGACGUCAAGAUCCCUGCCGACAUCCCCCCAGGAGACUACAGCUAUGCCUGGACCUGGACCAGCAAGCUCAGCGGCCAGCCCGAGUACUACAUGAACUGCGCCCCGCUCACCAUCCAGGGUGGCUCUGGCUCCAAGAGGCGCGCAAUGAACAUCCACCAGCGUGCCGACGCCCUCGACGCCUACCCUCCCCUGGCUGUCUACAACCUGGCCGACAUCAACGACUGCAAAUCCGUCCUGUCUUCAUCGCCGCAGUACCCUGUCCCAGGCGACAAUGUUGAGAAGCUUGCCUCCUCUGACCCUGCCUUUGCUGACCUUACUGGUGCAAAUUGUUUUGCAAAGGGCGUCACCGCCGGCAGCUCAAGCAGCGGCGGCUCGUCCGAUGGCGGCAGCUCUGGCCCUGGUUCUUCUGGCCCUGGUUCUUCUGGCUCUGGGUCUGGCUCUUCCGGCUCUGGCUCUUCCGGCUCUGGCUCUUCCGGCUCUGGCUCUUCCGGCUCUGGCUCUUCCGGCUCUGGCUCUUCUGGCUCUGGCGGUUCCGCGCCAACCCCUACCGCCCCGGCUGCAACCGCCCCCGCUGCAACUGGGUCACCUUCUGGCUUUGCAACUUCCGUUGCCCCGGCCACUCCUACCGACGCUGGUAGCAGCUCAGGAGCUGGUAGCGGCGCUGGAGCUGGUAGCGGCGCUGGAUCGGGUUCUUCUGGCUCUUCCUCCGGCGGCUCUUGUACCGAGGGCGAGUCGGAGUGCUCCUCAAGUGGGGCGUCAUUCAGAAUGUGUAUGUCUGGAGGAGUGUGGUCGGCCGAGAUGCCAGUCUCUGCAGGAACCAAGUGCACACCUGGCACCUCAUCCUCGCUUACUAUCGUCGCGGCUUCCAAGAAGCGUGGCCUGCCCCUUGUUUUCUGAAUUGUCGAUUUAGCAGCGUGCUUCGGAUUGUCCAAUUGGGAUAGACCAUCAGACCAAUAUCAUGGGUUGGCGUUAAGGUAGUCUGGACAUAGGUCUUUUUUCAAAUACACUUCAAUGCCUUUCAAA